GUGAGACCUCUUCCUUCUCCCACCUCUCAGAUUAAACCAGUUUGAUGGGACUUUAGUCUUCACCGUGUCGGGACUCGAGGCUCGGAGACGUUAUGAGGACAGUUUGGUCCCGGUAGUCAUUCCCAAAAAUGAGGAAGAGGGUGUGUUAGACAUUUACCUGACCGGGGUCACCUGUUGGGUUCAUGUCGGUCGUCGAAUUUCAUUGACACCAGGACGUUAAAACACUGGCUUCACUAAAGCGUAAAACAGAAAAGGUGUUUAAGGAUGCCAAGAAGAUCCUGAGACGUGUCCCCGACAUGAGUGUGACGUCAUGGUUCCUGGUCAGCAGCUCGGGCACACGCCACCGGCUGCCCCGGGAAAUGAUCUUUGUUGGCCGAGAAGAAUGUGAGCUGAUGUUGCAGUCUCGCAGUGUGGACAAGCAGCAUGCUGUGAUCAACUAUGACCCAAACAAAGAUGAGCACAUGGUGAAGGACCUGGGCAGCUUGAAUGGGACAUUUGUGAAUGACCUGAGGAUCCCGGACCAGGAAUACAUCUACCUGAAGCUGUCGGACGUCAUUCGUUUCGGUUAUGAUGUCCAUGUGUAUAUCUUGGAGAAGAGUCAACACAAGGUCCCAAAGGAAGUGCUGGAUUACAAAAGCCAGUCCAGUGCAAAAUCCAUGGAAGCCAAUUCGACGGAAAAACAGCAGCUCCAGAGCUCAGAAAAGAGCAAGGACCCUGUUUCCAAUGUCAAACUGCAGGAAAAGGCUGAGCGUAAGGCCCAGUUACUCACAGCUCCCACAGAUUCUCCAAAAUCCAAGCCUACUCCUCUGUACGGUCAACCAUCCUGGUGGGGUGAAGAUGAGGAGCAAGAUAGCACAAAGCAGAACAGAGGUGGAAAAAUGCCAGAGGAUGACACUUCAGAGCCUGCCAAAGAUGUACCAAGAUACGAGGUCCACCGUUCUCAGUCAGACACUCAGGUCAAGUCCACAUUCUCCUACCAUCGUGAGCCCAGCUACUUUGAGAUCCCAACAAAGGAAUUCCAGCAGAAACCUGCGAAAAGUCCAGACUCACAUGUUCACGAGGUGCCAACAAAGGAUACCUCAGAUUCCACUCAGUUCAUCCCCUCCACAUCCACGCCUCCUGUGGUCCAAAGCCAUGCCUCCUUCACCAUCGAAUUUGAUGAAUGCACUCCAGGUAAAUUGAAGAUUAAAGACCAUGUGACCAAGUUUGCUUUUCGCCAGCAGCAUAAGCAAACCUCCCCAGAGACCCCUUCCACUCCUACAGAGGUGUUAUCAGCAGAAAGCAAAGUAGCUGAUUGGCUGGUCCAAAGCAACGCUAGCAUGAUAAGGAGAACGUCACAGGGUGAAAAUAUAUACAGCACAAACAGUCACUCAUCAGAUCUGAAAAUAAGGAAUGCAAACUACAACGAGAACGGCUCUUAUAGUGAACCAGGGCAUUCUGUAUACAAUGCAAAUCAACCCCCACAAUCCAAACUUCAAGACGUUUUGCACGGUUCCCCUAAAACCUCAGUAACCUCUCCAAGUUCAGAGUCUUCCUCUCCACCAGAAUCUCAGUCUCUUUCCAGUCACAGUAAGGCGGAACCUAAUCAAGCCUUUGUCAUUGAGUUCUUUGACGAUAACUCAAGAAAGAAGCACUCUCAGUCCUUCACCCAUACUGCCACCCCACCUGAGUCCCCACACCUCCGGGUCCAGCAGGAUAAAAAGAGCUCAAGCCCAAAUACAGAGAGACAUGUCUCAUCUUCAUCCUCCAUUACUCCCCCAACCCAGCGUUACACUAUUCCACUGAAAGGGCCUGAUACUUCAGGAUUUCAAAGAGCUGGCUCUCUACGAAGGGAAAAGACAGAAGACCGGCUCAGCACCAGCUUUUCCUCUCGCUCUUCAUCAUCUGUCACUGUAAAACCUUUUAGCAGCGUCGGUCGGAGGUCCAAAAUCACAAAGGAAUUUAAUGCUGAAUUACUUAAACAGAAAGAAAAGUUUUCUUCCAGCAGGGAAAGAAAUGCUUCCAAUUCCCCUAAAGCAGCUCAAAGACGGACAGCGGCUGUUACACAGUCUGAGCAGAGGCAGUCAAGCCCUCCUCCACCUGUUGGACAUCUCCACCCUCAGACCUCCUCCCCUAUCCAUCCACCUGCUCCCCUAAAAACCACUUUCAUACCUACUCAGACUGUGGAAGUCAGGAGCCCCAGAAAUGAGGAGGACGACAGUCUAAGCGAUGCAGGAACUUACACCAUUGAAGCAGAUAUUCAAGAUAAGGAGUUGGAAGAGGCACGGAGCAAGAUUGACCAGGUGUUUGGUGUUGAGAGCCCAGAGCAAAUGAAGCAGACUGAAGCAGAAGCAUCCUCAGCAUUUAGGACUGUUAUUGAUCAGGGCAGGGAGGAGUAUAGGCGGAGUAGCUGUGAUGAGGGUUUUCCAGCUCCAGAGCAGGGACAAGGUCUAAAGGGGGUAAAGGUUCAGCCAGCAGGUGCCUUGGUACAGGGGGCGCCUAAGUGGAUGUCUUGCUGGGCCAGUUUGGCGGACAGCUACACAGAGUCUGGGCCUUCGUCUGGCCUCUUUGACAUGCCUUCCCAGAUGGAGCCGUCAGGAGGGGCACGGGGUACUAUCAUCCACAAGAACGCAGUCAGCCAAGACAAUUUGGAUGCAGAAAGUUCAAGGGCUCGACGCAUCCUUCAGUCCGUGCCGCACAGGGACAACAGCGACAUUCUGACUCCCAGCAUCCAUGUUCAUUAUAACCCAAACAUGACAUUCGACAUAGAGGACACUACCUCAGUAGCCCCCAAGCCUGAUGAUGGUGUUCACAGGUUAACAGUGCAGGAUGAUGUAGAGCCUGACAGCCUGAGCGAUGCCAGCAAAUCAGAUGAUGGGUCCAUUAUAGAGCAGAGUAGGAGACAGCUAUCCGAAGCAGAAGAGAAGCAAAAUGAAGACAACUCCAGACUUCCUUUUAAGUCCACGUCUUUUUAUAUCGGGUCAGAGGAGGAGUCCAAACCACAGCACGGAGUCUUUAAAAUCAGCACUCCUAAGGCUGAGAGAAAGUCUGUAUCUAGCAUCUUCUCAUCAGCCACUCUGACCAAGCAGAAGGGCAUUCAGAGCUCUGGCAUUAAGGUCACUGCUUCUGCUCCCAUAUUGAACCAAAGGACAGAUAGUCCAGAAGGUAAAGAAGCAGCAGCACCUUCUUUGAUCAGACAGGAGAGCUUCACCAAAGAGAGGCCAAGUAAUGCCAGACUGCCGAACAUCUCUAGUCUGCCUGUUCAAAGAGACCCAGACUCUGGGUUUCUCCAGGGGAACAGCAGUCAGGACACUCAAUCUUACCUCAAACAGACAGAGGAUGUUCUUGCUGUUCUGGAGGCCAAAUUCCAAGCAACGCCAUUAGUGACUACUCCAUCCCCCAUAAUGGACUCUCUUUCUGGGGACUCUGAUGUGGAUACGUCCAGCACUGUCAGCCAGCACAGCAAUAAGACCAAACCACAUACUCUAAUUAAGAAGACAUAUGCUGGUAUCCCUCAUAGAGACAGGAGAACUACGGACACUAUUAAUCAAGGGGUAAAUAACCAGACUGAAAAGCUGCAUUCUUGUGGUUCAAAUGGUGGUAACAAGGCAGAACCCUUCAGGAGGCAUGUUGGACUAAGACGUAGUGUGGGGAAGUCUGGCUCUACAGACCUGAGUGACGACCCUCAGAGCUUACCGUACUCCGAUCAGGAAAAUGGCAGCAACCAAACCCACAGAAAAUACACCCUGCCUCUUCAGAAGGAGGACGGCAAGUCCUCCAGAGUGUCUCAAAUGUUAAGCCGUGCCAACAGCUUAUCAGCCCCAAGACCCACAAGGGCCUCCAUGCUCCGACGGGCUCGCCUGGGAGAGUCCUCAGACAAUGAGGGUACAGAAACUGAUAGGUUAGCCCAAGAGGUGAACAGCCCUGCUGCAAAGCAGCCCCAAGAAGCCAAGAAACCCUCUAGACUGGAUAUGUUGGCCAUGCCUCGAAAGCGUACCGGCUCAUUCAAUACACCCAGUGACACAGAAGCUUCUUCCACCCCACAGUGGACGGGCAAGAGCACAAGCUUUUCCAGCCGCAGCAUAGAUCCGAGCAGCAGCUCCAAUCAACGGAUUUCUACUCCAGGAACCAAACCUGUGGAAAGGCCACAGAAGUCAGCGCUCAACAAAAUGCCAUUUUCUCGCUCACGCUCAGGCAGUGCCAAAUAUACCAGCAGCACAGCAAGCUCUAGGAGGCGACACAAGGGUUCUGACUAUACCUCUACCUCAGAUGAAGAGUAUGAAUCAAACUGGAGCAAUCUUAAACACAAACGCUCCCAACCUUCCCCAGCUUCUCAUACUCCACACAGUCAGGCCCGGCCUCAACCAGUGGUCGCCCAGCACCCAAAACCCCGCAGCAGAAACUCUGAUGAGGAGAACCGUGAAGGAGAAGCGUUCCACAACUGGUCCACCCACAGUGCUGAGAUUGCCCGGUUGAGUCAAGAUCUGGCCAAAGACUUGGCUAUCUUAGCCAGAGAGAUCCAUGAUGUAGCAGGUGACGGUGAUCCACAAACACCUGUAGCAGAGAACAGUGAACAGAAGGUCCCUUACGUCUCAGAGCCUGAGGUAAACCACAGAGUCCCACAAAGUCCUGCACCAAAAAGAGACUCUGACCCGAGAUCAGGCGACCAGAGCUCCAGGCAUUCAGCUCAAAACAGAAAAGAGGCUAAUGUGGAAGGUUUCAUCUUGAAUCCCAUGUAUCAAGUCACGGCAGCCAUCAGAGAAAACACAGAGCAACUUGCUGAGAAGAUUAAGGUUCUGUUCCAGGAUAAGUUGGAUAUCUGGGAGGACAUUGAGGCCAGAAUUAAUUCUGACAGUGACGUUACUGUUGGCAAACUUUCCGGCAAGGAAAUGGCAUCUAUUUUGAAAGAACUUCGAAGGGUUCAGGUCCAGCUUGAGGUUAUUAAUGCAGCCAUGGACCCCAGUGGUACAUGUGGAGCUACUAAGACUUCACCUCCUGCUGCUGCCUCCUCUUCUUCCUCUGAAGUUCAACCUUCCAGAACUUCCUCGUCUCGAGACUGGAGGACGGUCCACUCCGUCUCCAAACGCGGCGGCGGGCCAAGGCCCAGUGAGAGCGUCAGGAGGGCUGCCGUGACGCCAGACGACGUCCGAGAGGGAUAUUUAGUCUGAGGUCCAACAUGCACUGAAACACAGGUUUACGACCUCAGCUGCGUCUGUUCAGAAGCAGCUGUGUGCAAGUGAAACCAGACUGAGAGGAAGUGAAACUGGAUUUAAAAAGCUACGGUGAACUUACAAUGUUUUCACUUGUAGUUUUUUUGGGAGGCAUCUGCAUGAGGUAGUGAUUUAAGGAAGUAUCGUGACAUUUCAGUAAAUCUCACCUCAUAUUAUUAUACUUGAUUCUGUGUUGCACAUUGUUCUCUUUAUUUGCCAAUAAAAUAACUUUUAUAUCUGAUUUUUAAAAACAUGUAUCUCUGUAGUUAAUUGAGAACCAGCCUGAGUAUAAUCAUCUCAGGGAAAUCUAUAAAUUUAUGUUUAGCUGCAAAUUAUUUUUUUAAUAAAACCUUCAGAUAUUAGUAGACUGGUGUCCUCAGAACUGCAUUACAUUUCUCUUUAAAUGUAUAUUUUUCCAGUGUUUUUGUAUUUUCUCAGACUACAUUUAAUGUAAAAGAAGAAUGUAAAAGCUAUUUAUAAGUUGUUUUGUGAAGAACACAGCAGUAACUUUAUAGCUUCCUGUGUCAGAUUGUUGAAUGUUUUACACAGCUGCUUCAAGGCAACAAGGUGUGUUUUUUCUUAGGUUAUCGUCUCUUUAUGCAGGAGCUGUUUCUUUCAACCGAGGAUGGAUAUCCUUCAGGAAUGUGCAGUCUGAAUGGAAGGAGCUUACUCCAUUCCAGUUAAACCACCUUGCUGAACAAAGCAAGCGGUUAUUAUAAAAACGGCUUUUUAAGCAUUCCUGCUUUUAGGGGAAAAAGGUGGCGUUGAAACUUUUUAUGAUCUUUCCCUUUAAAAGCAGAGUUGAAAGAAAGAUUUGGCCAAAGACGAUCAGGAAAAGUUGCAAUUUUUUCUUUCUCCAUUUGAUUUUCCAUCCGAGCUCUGUGGUUAGAGGUUCAUUAUUCCCCCAGUCUGUUUGAUUCACUGUUGUUUGUCUGAAUAUAUCCGUACAUCCUAAAAAUUACCUCUUAAUUUUGCCCUUUUGCACUAAUGUAGAAUGUUUUCAAGUUAUUAUUCUAAGCAUUUUAAGAGGGUUAACUUACAGCAAGGAAAGCUUUUGUUUUCCUCUUAUCAAUGCAGAUUGUGCUGGUGAUUGUAACUGGGAAGAACCUAUAAGUGCUGUACAGCUGCGUGAGAGCCAGUUGAAGAGUUGUUUACAAAUUCAAGCAAAAGAAACAUUUAUUGUUGGGUUUCGAUAUCUGCUGCUGCUGCUGCUUCUUUAUGGAGAGGAAUUCCCUUUUUCCCCAAGAGUUACAGAGAAAGUGAAUCUUAUGUUUCAAAUUCAGUUUCUUUUUCCCACCCUAGAUGAUUGGGUUAUGAUUUGCUGGUCGUUUUUGAUGUUAUUGUUCGUAUAAGUUAUUAAAUGAUUGAUUUUUUUUUUUUUUUCAAAUAAAUGUAAUCGGCAAAUCUU
Girardinichthys multiradiatus is the source of this 6597-nucleotide messenger RNA. RefSeq names its product centrosomal protein 170Ba (gene cep170ba). The transcript is spliced from 19 exons. The record is from RefSeq and is a predicted model, not a curated record. NCBI's taxonomy places the organism in Eukaryota, Metazoa, Chordata, Actinopteri, Cyprinodontiformes, Goodeidae. Gene Ontology annotation, molecular function: protein binding. The coding region runs from base 297 to 5147 and encodes 1616 amino acids.